UGGAGCCAGUGCUUGGGGUGGAGGCAGCCCGCAGAGCUGCUUGGCCGUGCCUCUGCCUAGGAGCUGAGGGAACGGGAUGUUGCCGUUUCCAGGGAGGCGCAGAGCAAGGUAGGGAACCUGCCAACGUCUCCCCUGCUUUACAUCAAAAGCCUGAAAAAUGGGUUUUCAACAAAAAGUCCAUUUAAUCAAUCAUUUUGUCAAAACAAACACAUUUUGACUGAAAAUUUAAUAAUCAGUUCUAAUUAAGAUACUUCAUGGACUGAUCUGUAUUUUAAUAGUCUCCAAAUUGCUCCAUGAUCUUAAAGGCAAAGGGAUAAUUUAAUGGUGAAAGUCAAAAUCAUUGUAGGAGGUAAAGUCUUGUGCCUUAAAAGCUUAUUUGAGUUAGCAUGUUCCUGCAUCAUGAGAGAUUUGCCAUUGUGGUUGAAUGAGUGAUUUAUUUAGAAAUAGGUAUUUAAUCGUCUAUUUAUGAACACCCUUCCAUUGAGAAAAGAGUGAAUUUAAAAUCCAUGUUGAUAUAUAUAUCACAGUCAUUGAACCCAUAUCAUAGAUGAUGUUUGAGUGUACCUUUUUGUGUCAUAUUUUUUUCUUUAUAGAAUAACUGGACUCUUGUUCAUUGUUUAAUAUACUAAUCAGUUACUUGUUGUCACAAUAUCAAAUGUGCAUAACUAAUUUAAAUAUGUAUUUUUAUAACUGUAGACCAAGAUUUGUUUUCAAACAAACUUCCUGAUUAUACAAGAUUAAAUCUAUGUCAAGCUACAUGUUAUGUGUUUGCCCUCCAUUUGUUCAGGUGAACAAUCAGAGUGUGAUAUUAGAUCUCCAUAUGUUGUUAGACGAACACUAUUCUAUCAAUGUCCAGGAAUACUCGAUGCCAUCUGCUGCUUGCCAAGAGCUUAUGAGCAUUUCUUUUGGAUGUGAACUUUGCUGCUGUGAUUCAUGCAUUUGCAUUAAUCCAGUUUCGGGAGUUCUCCAUUCAUCAUGUUGUGUCACCAGCAGUGGCUGAGCUGAAAUUUCCUGCGUCUUGGGGAGAGCAUGUAUAAAAGGAAUGGCCUCAUGGCCAAUGUGACCGUCACCUCUGCCACUCUAGAGGAUAGUAGCAGCUCUGACUCUCUGGAAGGAAGGAGUUCAGACUAUGCCAAUAAAAGCUAUGAUGCGGUUGUAUUUGACGUAUUGAAAGUAACUCCUGAGGAGUUUGCAAGCCAGAUUACAUUAAUGGAUAUGCCAGUAUUUAAAGCUAUACAGCCAGAGGAACUAGCCAGCUGCGGAUGGAAUAAGAAAGAAAAACACAUCCUCGCCCCUAAUAUUGUUGCCUUUACAAGGAGGUUUAAUCAGGUCAGUUUCUGGGUUGUACGAGAAAUUUUAACAGCACAGACCUUAAAAAUAAGGGCAGAAAUAUUGAGCCAUUUUGUGAAAAUAGCUAAGAAACUUCUAGACCUGAACAACCUUCAUUCCAUCAUGGCUGUAGUAUCAGCAUUACAAAGCGCACCUAUUUUCAGGCUGACAAAAACCUGGGCUCUUCUAAAUCGCAAAGACAAGACCACCUUUGAGAAGUUAGACUACUUAAUGUCUAAGGAAGAUAAUUAUAAGAGGACACGGGAGUACAUCAGAAGCUUAAAGAUGGUCCCUACUAUUCCCUAUUUAGGAAUAUAUCUCUUGGAUUUAAUCUACAUCGAUUCUGCAUAUCCUUCAUCUGGCAGCAUCAUGGAGAAUGAACAAAGAUCCAAUCAAAUGAACAAUAUCCUUCGAAUAAUAGCUGAUUUGCAAGUCUCCUGUAGCUAUGAUCAUCUCAUAACUUUACCCCACGUGCAAAAGUACUUAAAGUCUGUCCGCUACAUUGAGGAACUUCAAAAGUUUGUGGAAGAUGACAACUAUAAAUUAUCCUUAAGAAUUGAGCCAGGAAGCAGCUCUCCUCGACUGGUCUCCUCCAAGGAAGAUCUUGCAGGUCCAUCUCAGGUGUCAGCAACUGUGAGGUUCAGCAGGAGACCAACUUGUCCUGAUGCCUCAGUGUCAGCCAGACUCCCAACCCCUCCUGUACCAAGACACAGGAAGAGUAACAGCCUGGGAAACAAUAUGAUGUGUCAGUUCAGUGUAGUUGAAAGUAAAAGUGCAACGUUUCCAACAGAGAAGCCACGCCACCUGCUGGAUGACAGUGUCCUAGAAUCCCACAGUCCUGUCAGAAACCACACUCUAAACUCAGUUUUCACCAAUGGAAUUUCCAUAGGAAGUAGUGAAAGUUCAGAAUUUAGUGAGGAGCUGUCUUCAGGGCUUGAAAGGGGUCGGCUGUAUGCCACGCUGGGGCCUAACUGGCGAGUACCAAUUCGGAAUUCUCCCAGAAGUCGAAGCUGUGUCUACAGCCCAACAGGGGCCUGCAACUGCACAUUAGGGAGUUCAACAGGAGUCAUCACCAUGGAAGGGCCUUUAAGAAGGAAGACAUUACUAAAGGAAGGCAGAAAGCCUACACUCUCCUCAUGGACUAGAUAUUGGGUUACACUUUCAGGGUCAACUCUUCUCUACUUCGGAGCAAAAUCAUUAAGAGGCACAGAAAGAAAACAUUAUAAAUCUACUGCUGGUAAAAAAGUCUCUGUUGUGGGAUGGAUGGUGGCACUGCCUGAUGAUCCUGAACAUCCUGAUAUUUUUCAGCUAAAUAACCCUGAUAAAGGCAAUAUUUACAAGUUUCAGACUGGGUCAAGGUUUCAUGCAAUACUGUGGCACAAGCAUUUGGAUGAUGCAUGCAAAAGCAACAGGCCUCAGGUACCUGCUAACCUAAUGUCAUUCGAAUAACUUGCAUCAGUAUGUGGUGUGACUUCAAGUGCCAAACUGCAGGAUGGGAAUAUCUUUCCCUGAGGAGAAGGAGCUCCCUAAUGGGAGCCAGCUGCCCCAGACAAGAUUACUUCAGCACUUUUCUAUGUAACUUGAAAGUGAUUUUGACACAGCUUUUAAAAGCAGAAAGUGAAUGUUGUCCUUAGGACCAGAUAUAGUCUCAUGCACUGAACAUAAGUAGACAAUUUAGAGAGACUGAAGAUGAGUCCUGACUGAUGCAGGAUCCUGGAAACCUUGACUUUAACUUUGUGGUCACAAACUGCCUGGACUAAUGUUUGACCACAAACUGUGCAUCACAUCUUCUGCCUAUUCUUUUUUAAACUGUUCUUUUUAUUGUUAAGCUGCUUUAUGUGACUGAAGAACAUUUAGCCCAUGUUGGGUUUUCAAUUCUUUCUAAUGCACAAAAUGAUUGACAGUGUUAACUUGCUGCAAAGUGUCAAUUAGAAUAGAAAAUUGUGGAACAACAUUUUUUAACCUAAGUGCACUGAGUUGCUUGGUAAUGUGGUUGCCUCAGAUUUUGUAUCAAAUCUCUGGACAAUUCUGCAGUUCACAUUUGAGCUAUUUGGGAAAUGUGUAUUUUGGCACAAGAUAAAUAGUUUAAUUUAGUAUUUCUUUCAUUUGAAUGUGCUGCUUUUAAAUAUAAUUUAAAGGGACCCCCAGAUGAGUGAUGGGUCCAUUGCUAUUUAAAUUCACUUUGUGUUACAGCUUUUCUUGGGUUUUCUUACUCCUAAGGAUAAAUUGGCCCUAUUUUUUCCCCUUUACUAUGGGUGCUAUUCAUCUAAAAUCCCUAGCUCCAUAGAUGCAGGUAUUUGGAUCUUCCCACCUGGUGCUGACUCCUCAGAAUGGCUGAACUUUCCACUCACUGUUCCACUCUCAUGUGGGUGACCCAAUCCCAUUCAGCACCUGCAUGUGCGCACACAUCACCUGGUAGGCAGAAUAACGCCACUAAUACUGCUGUCAUGAAGGCCUCUGAUCCUCUGAAAUCAUGAUGGAGGUGAGAUCUAGGCAGGACUGAUUGGCAUGUAAGAGACCCUUCUCUGCCAGGAGAAACCACCUGGUUCUCUUUUCCCAGGUGUGCCUUAGCAUUUCCAGCUGGUAGGAGCUUUCUGCUAUUCUCACCUUAAUUUCAGUAUUCUUCACCUUUUAAUCACAUCCCUCUGCUGGUCAGCAUUCAGGCUUCAUCCAUCAAGGAUGAAUCAUUGCAUAAAGCUCCCACCUCACUUUCAGCUAGGCUUUCUAAUGCCAUGACCAUUGGCCCUAAAACCCUCACUCUGCACCUCCCCAAGAAUGGGGCAAAAUGGUGAGCUAGGUGGGAGAGUCCUGUGAUUCGACCACAUGCUUGCAGACCAUGAAA
Molecule: messenger RNA, 4171 nt
Organism: Dermochelys coriacea (leatherback sea turtle)
Lineage: Eukaryota; Metazoa; Chordata; Testudines; Dermochelyidae
Gene: RALGPS1
Product: Ral GEF with PH domain and SH3 binding motif 1
Exons: 20
Coding region: 1030-2778 (582 amino acids)
Biological process (GO): Ras protein signal transduction; positive regulation of GTPase activity
Cellular component (GO): plasma membrane
Molecular function (GO): guanyl-nucleotide exchange factor activity
Source: RefSeq, a predicted model, not a curated record